Haemonchus placei is the source of this 786-nucleotide messenger RNA. NCBI's taxonomy places the organism in Eukaryota, Metazoa, Nematoda, Chromadorea, Rhabditida, Trichostrongylidae. The record is from the annotation of a GenBank genome assembly.
AUGAUCCAUUUCAAUCCAACUUCGGUUCCGUCAACAAGCAGAAACCCACCAUUCAAAUCUAACAACACUGUUCGAACACGAAGACUUUAUGAGUCAUCCAAUACGGCACCAGCGGUCACCGCUGCAUUUGAAGAUUGGCGACAAUGUGUGAUCAAACAACUCGACAAGAAGAAAAGCGACCCAAAGCUUUGGAAGAAAUUCGCUGCAAUUGUUGUCAAAUGCACGGCGUCUACAGAAUUGUCGAAAAUAAUCAUCACACCUAUACGGAAUAAGGACGAAAUCAAGCGAUAUAUUUACAAUAACGAUACCACGGACCCUGCCGUCGUUGUUACGUUAGGAGUUGGUGAAGAUAUAAUCGCGGAAAAACAUCUCAAGAAAACAUUACCGCUGGGUUCUAAAUUUUUUGGCGCUGAUCCUGUAUGGGAGAAGAAUGCAGAUCUCUUCGCACAGGUUGGAAAGUUUUUUCCGAUAGCUGUUGGAAAAGAGACCGGUUAUAUUGCUACAGAUAUCCUUACGAAAGGAAGGUACCAGUCUAGCAACGUGAUGACCAUUGAUUUUGUGACAUUCCUGACGAAAAUGGUGAAUGAAUCAAUGAUAGAUCUCAUAUUGAUGGACAACGAAGGUGCUGAAUACGACACGGUUCAGUUGCUAACAAUAGACAAAGUAUUUGACAAGCAUGGCAUAGUAAUUUGUCAAAUAAACGCUGAGUUUCAUCCGCCACGUAAUGGACAGUCGUACAUCGAUUAUCUGAAAAUCAUGUUGGACACAAUCAAGGUCAUUGUAUAA